Messenger RNA from Colletotrichum lupini, 861 nucleotides. RefSeq lists its product as uncharacterized. The record is from RefSeq and is a predicted model, not a curated record. Lineage: Eukaryota; Fungi; Ascomycota; Sordariomycetes; Glomerellales; Glomerellaceae. The transcript has 4 exons. The coding region runs from base 1 to 861 and encodes 286 amino acids.
AUGAAUACAAAGACAAAUAACUUGGCACUUGAUCGAGACGCGGCCUUGAAAAGAUACGAGUCUCAAAAGUCGCGUGAUUGGGAGAAAAAGACGACGCCAAACCGCAAGCAGCCGGGCAGCCCCGUCUCCUCGGGCCCGGCUGAAGCUAUAUAUAACCGCUUGGCUUUGUUUCUGCGCAAGCGCAUCGAAAUCUUUCUGAGGCGUCUCCCCCCUUCUCCCCUUCACGGUGCAACACUGCAUCGUGCUUGGAGGAGUUUGGUCGUAGUCGCAGACGAGCUGUCAGUGUCUCGCCAAUCGAUGGGCGGCAAUAAACAUCGAACUUCGAUUGACAGGUCCCAGCCCACUGUCUCGGAACCCCAGGAGGGCCAAGAACCUCACGAUCGUCUCUGGUCGCGUGCUCCCUUGCCAAAACCUUCUCGCAAACCCUGCAGCGAACUGAACCUCGCCGCUCCAGCUCGAGUAAAUGAUCCCUCCUGGGAUAAGAAAGGUUGCUAUUUCGAAGAACGGGAUGCCUACUUCGGUCAUCCUGCAGUGAUCGCUGUUCUCCAUCGGCCAUGGCAGCACAUCACAAAGUUUCCAGGCUCGGAUCGGCUCGGCCCUGGUCUCCAUGUGUUCGUGGACCAUGACGCCGCGGGGGUUCACUUCAAAAUUGACUUGGCGUCGCAGUGUCGAACCCGGAGUUCGGCUUGCUUCCUAACUUCAAGUGGAAGUUUCAAGGAUGUAUUGAAGAUGGCCCAUUCGUCUGGUCGCGUCAACGCGCAACUACCUCGGGAAACCCGUCAACAGCUAGCCCAACAUUCGAGUGCUACAGAUCUAAUAUCCAAACACCAAUGCGUUGAUCCUGAGGCCUACUGCAUGUGA